This is a messenger RNA of Trypanosoma cruzi, 696 nucleotides long. Its product is annotated as pyroglutamyl-peptidase I (PGP), putative. The transcript has a single exon. Bases 1 to 696 code for a protein of 231 amino acids. Gene Ontology annotation, biological process: proteolysis. Lineage: Eukaryota; Euglenozoa; Kinetoplastea; Trypanosomatida; Trypanosomatidae. The record is from RefSeq and is a predicted model, not a curated record.
AUGCGACGUUCAAAUUUGCAGCUUUACAUGACCGGCUUCGGUCCUUUCAAAUCCAUUACGGUGAAUCCAAGCGCCAUGAUCGGAGAAUCUGUUUCGAAGAAAAUGAUGGAAGACAGUGAACUUCAAGUGCAUUAUGAGAAACUUGAGGUCGGUCUAGAGGCGGUGUCUGCGUACUUUGGCGGCCUUGAAGGUGCUCUUGCAAAACACAUGGAAGACAACCCUGACGGAUGUGUUCUGCUUCUUCAUAUUGGGCUCCACAGUCGUGAGGAGGAGGGGAAAAUGCGGUUGGAAGUGUGCGGCUACAACGAACUUGAGGGUUCUCCCAUUGAUGAAUCAAUUCCCAUGGAUGUGUGUUUGGAAAGCAUGCUUGUCCACGAUGGGUGUGACGAGUCGAAAGCAACAGCAGAACUCAUAGAGGAACUUAAUGCCGCGAUAUCAAAGAGGGGCCGUAGGGAAGGUGACCGCCAGCAGCCGCAUUGGAUUAUAUCCCAUGACGCUGGACGGUAUUACUGCAAUUACACCCUGUAUCGAAGCUUGAAGUUGCAAAAGAAAUGGAGGGGACGUGUUUUUGCUGUUUUUGUUCAUGUCGCCAACCCUUUCACAUGCAAUAACCCCAGUCUGGAGGAACAAACUGCGCAGGUUCUUUCACUCGUAUCAGGGCUUGUGCGAAUUGUGCGUAAUAAAGAUAUAGUAUAA